AAGAGCUUUGCCUACGCACAACAUGGAGGCUUACUACAGAAUCGCCUUACUUAUCGCUUAUUGCGCUGUAUGUAGUGCUAGCAUAACGACGAAAGAAGUAAGAACGGGGUCGUUGCUCUUCCCAGAGAAGAUUAUAGGUGGAGUGAUAGAGAUGGUGCACAGUCACAAGAGCAAACCGACCACGCAGGCCCCCUACACACAGCCCCCCACCUAUCCCCAGCAGUACCCGCAGUACCAGCAAUGGAACGGCCAGGGGAAUUACCAAAACCCUGGCUACUCUCAGUACCAAGGACAGUAUCAAGGCCAGACACAGUACUACGCACCACAAAACGGUUACCAAGGUUACCAAAAUGGGGGCAGUUACUCUGGUCCUUCGAGCCAGACAUAUCCCACCAAUCAGGGUUUCAGCAACACUCAAGGCCAGAAUCAAAACCAAUAUCAGUCAAACUACCAACAGCCUACUGGGAAUUAUCAGCAAACCCAGCAGUUCCAGUCACAGCAAGGACAAUACCAGGGUCAGCCUGGAUACUACGGACAGAACGGUCAGUCAACGCAAGGUUCCCAAAUAUCUGGGCCGAGUGGAGUAGGUGGGCAAGGGUUCCAAGCUUCAGGAGGUAAUCACGUGAGCGGCAGCAGUCCAGGACCCACGUGCGUGUGUCAGGCGUGGACAAAGCCGCAACACGAUGAAUUAAAAGACGAUACCGCGCCGCAGAAGACGGAAAAAAAUCAAUGAUCUAAUGAAUAAAGGAUUGUUAGAUCAGUAUAUUGUGCUUAUUAUGCCAUAUUUUAUAAUAUUUAUUGUAACUUAAUUAAUGAUGUAUUAAAAAUCAAUGGAAUAUUGAAA
Molecule: messenger RNA, 844 nt
Organism: Papilio polytes (common Mormon)
Lineage: Eukaryota; Metazoa; Arthropoda; Insecta; Lepidoptera; Papilionidae
Product: RNA polymerase II degradation factor 1-like
Exons: 2
Coding region: 23-733 (236 amino acids)
Source: RefSeq, a predicted model, not a curated record